This is a messenger RNA of Coniophora puteana RWD-64-598 SS2, 1518 nucleotides long. RefSeq lists its product as uncharacterized. The transcript has 3 exons. The record is from RefSeq and is a predicted model, not a curated record. Gene Ontology annotation, molecular function: protein binding. The coding region runs from base 1 to 1518 and encodes 505 amino acids. NCBI's taxonomy places the organism in Eukaryota, Fungi, Basidiomycota, Agaricomycetes, Boletales, Coniophoraceae.
AUGUCUUCAACAGGUGAAGACGCGUGUUCGCUGCCAACGAGCGCGGCUACGCUUCCGAGCUUACAUGCUAUAAGGAAACUGCUUCCCGAAGUUGCCUCUGAUAUCGCUAAAGUUACCAACAUAUCCGAAACAGCGCAAGACGGUCACAGUGUUCGACUGGCAAUAUCGAGCAUGUCGUCGACGAUAGACGACAUCAAGUCAAUCUCUGCAUACCUCGCUACGCUCAGCCAGAACCUCGAACAAGCUAUCCUAUCCCAUUCCCGACUCAUCCCCGCUGCCCAUCAAAUUCCCGUGGAACUCCUCGCAUACAUCUUCCAGUUCAGUGCACAGACAGUCGUGGAGCCCAAGAACCAGCAAGCCAAGCUGCAAUACCAUCGUCCCUGGAGGACUGAGAUGAACGCACAUGGAUCCCUGAACGUUGCACAAGUUUGUCGCAGGUGGAGACAGGUCGCCUUCGGCACUCCAUCUUUGUGGAAUACUAUCAAAUUCGCUUCCUCUAUAAAGAAACGCGCGUCUUCUCUGCCUCUUCCGUUAGAGCCAAUGCGGCGGUCAGCUCAGCUUCCGGUGUUCAUGUUCGUCGAUACUCCUCGGAGGGGAAAAUUUGGGUUCGUGCAGGCAGGCUGCCCAUCCGACGUCGAGCUUUUCCAGAGCGUCAAGGGCGUCGACUUCGUAGGAUGCAAUCCCAAUGGGAAACCUCGGCUUAGGGGGCCGUUCCCAGAAUUUCUUUCGUUGCUCCAAGCUCUACGUCCGCUAUUGGUGUUCCCGAACCUUGCGCGCCUUUCGCUCGCUGAUGUUGACAUUCAAGAUAUUGAGGCUGCAUUAUCGCGCCCCUCAACUGCCGAACUUCUCGACCGCCUCACACAUCUCCAUAUCCGACCAAUCUGGAACAUGGCGAUGGUCCUCUUGGCGCAGGUUCGCCAUUGGGGGAACCUGACGGCGCUCUACAUCGACAUGCCCUCAAUUGAUCUCGAGGGUCCACGUGACCUCUUCCCCCUGAUUUUCGCUAACAUGUCAAACCUCACCGAGUUGUUCAUCAGUGUUAGAAGGAUCUCGCCUGCACCUCCAACCCCGCUCUCAUCCAAUAAACUUCGCGUAUUCGGCAUCGCCCUGGACUCUGUCACGACACUUGUGAACAGGGACACGGUGGAAACCUCCCUGGAGACUCUUUUCAGCAAAGUCAGGCUCCCCUGCCUCACCCAAUUUGCCACUCAAGCGCCGGUGUCUCAAAGCCCAGACCUAGGGUAUAUUCGUCGAUUCCUGGAGCGUUCAGGAUGCCGCUUGCUGGAUCUGGCGCUCCUCUCCGACACGUCAUUUGUCUCAAUGAACGAAGAUGGCCGUACCCUCACAAUACACGGCGGCCCGCCGACCGGCGCUGAUGCGGACUCUGCGCUUCGAGAGGCUGCUGCCGCUCUAGCCCAAGAAUUUGGUAUUCCGUCAGUGGAGCUGGCCUCGAGGAUGGAAGAUACUCGAGCAUUCCAAGAGGCCAAGGACAGGUGGUAUGAGAUACGAUCUCCUUAA